AUGAGUGUCUCGCGCAGACUUGGGUUCUUGCUGGCGCUGCUUGCUGUGGCGAAGGGCCAGACGAACUGGACACCUGUGACUGUCGGAAGUGCUGCUAGUGGAGGGGACAGCCCAGCCGGCUCCGGGGCUUGCGGGUACGGGACCCUGUCCGCUUCAAGCUGGCCGUAUGACGCCAUUGCCGUGGUCAACCCGGACAGCCCCUUCCUGGCCGGGUCCGCUCCCCAAGGGUGCGGCACCUGCCUGGAGAUCCAGUGUACAGACGAGGUGUGUGGCAGUGCCGCCGGCGCCUUCGUUGCGCUCGUGACCGACAACUGCGACGGCUGCGACCUCAGCCAGAUCUAUGUGUCCCCCACCGCGUAUGCCAAGAGCUUCAGUCCCAGCAUCGGCCUGGCAACAGGCCGUGCCACUGCGGUGCCCUGCGCCCCUCCCGGCGACAUUGUUGUGAGGAUCGACACCUUUAGGCCCACGCUGGGCGGUUACCUCCGGCUUGUGCUCCUGUCAGUGGCCGGUCAGGGCCCCAUCGACUCCGUCGAGCUGCGGACCAGCGGAUCCCAGGGAGACUGGGCUCCCCUGGCGAGGUCGUUCGGCGCGGCGUGGGACGCCUCAUCCCUGCCUUCCCUGCCCUUGGACAUUAGGAUCACCCGCGGCGGCGACACGCUGAUCGUCCAGAGCGCCAUCACCGAAGAGGGUCAGCUGGGCGACAUUCAGACCGGCGUGCAGUUUGGGGGCGCUUCCUCCGGACUUGUCAACGGCGUAAACAGCGUGCUGGACACCCCCGCCGUGGAGCCCUCGCCUGAGGAGGCGCUGGCCCUGCCCGGUCUGGAGCCCGGCCCUGAGUCUGCGGCCGCCGGCGUCAUCAGCCUGCUUCCCGGCGGCCAGGCCCCUGCUGCAGAGACUAACGUGGGCCUGGCGGUGCUGCUGGACGCGCCCGACGCGCAGGCGACGCUCCUGGUGCCCACCAACUCGGCGCUGGACGCGGCCAUCGCGGGCGGCAGCGUGCGCGACGCCGACACGCUGGCCGCGCUGCUCAACUCGGCGCCGGACCUGGCCAACCCGCUGGCCGCCUACCACGUGGUGAAGGGGCUGUGGCCCUCCUGGACCCUGGCCCCCGGCACGCGCCUGCCCACCUCCGCCACGCUGGACAAGGUCAACCUGCUCCAGCUCAACGUGACCGCCGGGCCCGUGAUCCGCGGCGUGGGCUCCUCCGCCAACGUGCUGCAGGCCGACCUGCUGGCCUGCGGGCCCUCCGUCAUCCACAUCAUUGACCAGGUGCUGCUGCCCUUCAACUUCGACCAGGCCUCCCUGGACGCCAUCACCGCCACCCAGGUCCCGGUGCCGCCGGCAGCCCCCUCCCCGGCCGUGACCCCGGCGGGGCGCAGGCUGAUGCGUGUGUGA
Molecule: messenger RNA, 1395 nt
Organism: Auxenochlorella protothecoides
Lineage: Eukaryota; Viridiplantae; Chlorophyta; Trebouxiophyceae; Chlorellales; Chlorellaceae
Product: Expansin-B1
Exons: 8
Coding region: 1-1395 (464 amino acids)
Source: RefSeq, a predicted model, not a curated record